AUGCAAAUAUUGCAUCUAAACAAUCUGCGACAAUCACACACAAUCACACACAUUUGCACAUGUGCUAUUAGUCUCAUUUUUCUCUUGAGAUUGUGUCGCUUAGUUCAGACAAUUUCACGAAACCUCAGCCAUCCUGGGAACAGUCGACUUCUACUGGGGCUGAUCAUCCGCAAUCACGCUUGCAUCAUCAGAUGGGAUAUGGAGGGAGCUAUUGUUACGGGCGCCUUCAAUUACAACCACGAGCCACACUUAGCCGACUUCUUCUAUUGUUAUGCACGAGCAUUGCCUGAGAUGCAUGGCAUUGAUACUUCUGUCAUGCCCGCUAGCACUGAGGAUGCUACUCUUGCAAGGAUGGCCUUGAAACUUCCCACCACUACGCGCAUGUUCAAAGUUGCAGUUCCUGAGGAUCCUGCUGUCAAGGACUCUGGCUGGUUGACGUUGAUUAUUCCCCAGCCUGUUGCAAAAGGUUUUCCACCUGUUGGCCGCUGGACUCGCACAUGCCCUGCAUUUGAUAUCCUGAACCAGAAGGUCGUAAUGUUCAAGGACUCUUGGCGCGUGUCAAUAAAGGAUGUCCUACCGGAAGGUGAAACUUAUAAAUUAUUAAAGUCACACCAAGUUCGCAAUGUUGCAACAUGCAUUGCAUUUCAUGAUGUAAUCCACCAUAUCCCUCAGCAAAACACCCAGACUGCCAAGUUUGGAAGUGCCAAAUGGGCGUGUCCCAACAGGGCCGUCACCAAGAAGCCCAUCACUCUGCAUACUCUUCACCGCCUGGUUCUUGAUAUUGUGGGCGAGAAGUUGAACAACUUUGCAAGCUCUCAUGAACUUGUCCGGUCUAUCCGUGACGCAUUGUUAGCUCACAAGGAUGCAUACGAAAACGCAAAAAUCUUACAUCGAGACCUCAGUGUCGGGAAUAUUGUUGUCUACCAAGGGGAGGGCUUCCUUAUCGACUGGGACCUAGCAAAGUUACUCACCAUUCAGGGUUCUUGA
Molecule: messenger RNA, 987 nt
Organism: Suillus paluster
Lineage: Eukaryota; Fungi; Basidiomycota; Agaricomycetes; Boletales; Suillaceae
Exons: 2
Coding region: 1-987 (328 amino acids)
Biological process (GO): protein phosphorylation
Molecular function (GO): protein kinase activity
Source: RefSeq, a predicted model, not a curated record